UGUAGUGUGAGAGAGCCAUUGAUGAGCCCAUCCUUCGUAUGUAUGCCUAUAUGUCGAAUGUAUAUAACUGCAUUUAAACCAACGUAUUUAAGACGGUGGAUACGUCGUUCCGUUUGUUAGUGUUAUUGUGCAUUCAACAUACUAGUUUACACAAUGAGAGGAUAGUCCGACAUCAAAAUCCUAUACAGCACAUACUAAAGUUUUCGCAGAGGUUGCCGACGAUUUGAGCUUUCGGACGAGACUUAUCGGAUCUCAUGUUUUGACAAACAUUCUUGCGGCAAAAGACAAUAUAAAAUUGCCCAACGGACAUUACUCGACAAGAACAGCUGUUCAACAUUUGACUGAUUGUCUAAGUCAUCCUGAUCACAAAAUAACCGAAGAUAAUGCCGAUAAGUGUCAGUGAUGUCCUCGAUCAACCGACCAAUCCCAGGCCCUUACCAUCGGCGAAGAGAGGUUUUUUCUUUACGAGUAAACCGAAGCCUGAUCAAAAAACGAUGAUCCUUAUUCCCCACGCCUAUCAGACGGACACAGAGGCUGGGGAUUACUUUGGCGCAACUCUAUACACAUACAAGUGGCCUUCAGGAAAGAAAUACAAGUACCAGCAUCUACUAUUCAAGAUUGGAUAUCCGGCACAGAAGAUGCGCAUUUGUGAAGGAGACCAGCUGGUUUUGAUAGGCAAAACAUGUACAACGGACCUUAAUCAUACAGAGGUUCUUAAUAGUUUCCAUCACGACGUUAAAGUAGACGGAAAAACGCGUUUCUGUCUGGUUUUAAGAAAAAGUGAAAAGAAAAAGUCGUCGUGCUAUUGGUAUGAGACAAGUGCUAUUCUUUCUCCGGACCCUAAACAACAUCUUCACAAUGACGUUUCGAUAGAUAAGGACCGGAAAAUUACUCGUACACAAAAAAUCCGGUUUUCUAUUUACGGCAGCUCGCUUUACAUGUUUAUUGACCAAUCCGGCAUUCAUGGCGUACAUAUUGAGGGGGAUGAAAAGCCCAUAUACGUCAACAAGACAGUCGAAAUAUCGUUAAAUCCAUACGCUCAAAAAGCGGCCUUAUUUGGAAUGGACGGGACAUCUUACGUGAGCUUAUUUGUGGGCAAAGAUGGUCAAAAAGACAUUCGUAUAUCGGAUAGAGAAAUGUGCACGUGGUUUGAGUAUGAAGUGACUGGCGAUGACAACAAAUUCCAUGUCAAUGACUACUUUCUGUCAUAUGACAAAAUAGAAAAGAAGUUUGUGAUGUCCAAAAUCAAGGAAGAGCGAAUCUGUGUUACAUUCCAAGAUGACGGGCGAGUUAACGGAAGUGAAGAUGUCGGGCGAGUAGUAGGAAUUGAUUAUCCAGAUUGCGCAUGCGCUUCUGAACUUGCAAAAAUGGAUGCUAAAGAAACAGAUGACAAUGACAGCGGAUACGCCAGUAAUGGUAGUCAAGAAAAGGAUUCAUGGACGCCCGAUGAUCCUAUUUGUUUGUCUACGGACAAUUUAGACAUGGACUAAUCUAUGAUGGGAGCUAGUGUUCGUAUGGAUUAAAUGUCGAAUGAAGCUUGACACUUGUAACAAACAGCAAAACAAGGGAUAAAGUUUAUAUUCCAGUGUAUUUAAUGUUCGAAUAGUGAUGGGCAUUAUAAAAAUGCCUGCCUUAAUUAAAAAUUAUUGACAACGUGCAAGAGACUAUUAUUUGCACAUUAUAUUGAUAUUUGCCUAAGUAUGGUAGGAGGUGACCAAUAUUACAUUAACGUGUUAUUUUAUAUACUUAAACACAGAAAGAGCAUUACAGUGCAAGUAUUAA
This is a messenger RNA of Dreissena polymorpha, 1782 nucleotides long. RefSeq lists its product as uncharacterized. Lineage: Eukaryota; Metazoa; Mollusca; Bivalvia; Myida; Dreissenidae. The record is from RefSeq and is a predicted model, not a curated record. The coding region runs from base 384 to 1490 and encodes 368 amino acids. The transcript has 9 exons.